GUGCGUGAUCUUCAUUAUAGGAGUAGCAGCAGCGGCAAGAGCAGUAAUAGAUCAAGCACCAUGUGYCGGUGGACUAUGUUCGUCGGGCCGGCGGUUGGGCUGGACGCCGUCCUCCUGAAGCCGUCUCACUCUGCUAUCGACAUGGCGACCAGUCACUACAUCCCUCACAUUCUGCACCCAAAAUCGGACCUGGUGGACGUGCUACUCCAUGCACGGCGUAACCACCCCAUCAACCUUGAUGGAUUCGGCGUUGGCUGGUACCCGCUCGACGACACCUCUCCCUCCUCCUCGGCGUUGAAGGCUAGGGCGCCGCCAAUGGUGUACAAGACAGUGAAGGCCGGCGCGGAGGACGAUCGUCUCAAGGAGCUGGCGCAGACGGUUAAGAGCGAGUGUUUCUUUGCGCACAAUCGAGCAAGCACGGCCGGAGAGGUGACAGUGGAGAACUGCCAUCCGUGGACGUACGGAAGGUUCAUGUGGAUGCACAAUGGCGGGAUCGCGCGGUUCGCGCAGGUUCGCUGCUUCAUGCUGGCGGAGAUGGGUGCAAGGKUCGCGGCGCAGAUCCAGGGGCAGACGGACUCGGAGGCGGCUUUCUUCCUCUUCCUGCACUUCUUGGCGGAGGGCCACGCGCAGGCGGCUCCGCAGGAGGGGUCCCGCGAAGAACGGCAAGCUUGCGAUGACGACGAGAGGGCUUUCAUUGAUCCGGAGAUGGCGAUCCGGCUUCCCAGCACCGCAGCGAUGCUGGAGGCKGCGAUGGAGAAGACAGUCCAGUUCAUAGUGAAAUCUGUCAAUCUAGUUUGCCAGGAGGACGAGGGGGAGCAAGAGAAUGGCGGGCCUAAUUGCACGUCGGAGGAGAAGAAGAAGAAGAAGAGGGGGCCCAAGCGGAGGGAGCGGUCCUCGUUGAACUUCGUGGUGACGGACGGGGCGAACGUGGUGGCGAUCCGUUUCAGGGACUCGAGGGUCGAGCCGCCGCCAUCUCUGUUCUACGCGCACGGCAUCAUGCAUCCGCCGUCGAGCAAAGGCGGGUCGCUKGACUUCGUGCCGCCGGAGCCCGGGCGAGAUAGAGAUGGUCUUCUGCGCGCGGCGAUCGUGGCCUCGGAGCCGUUGAUCAAUUUUGACGACGAAGCACACCUUCAAGAGGACUGGCAUCUGAUCGAAGCCAACCACAUGGUCAUCAUCGACGAACGAAGGGACCUCAAGAUGCGGAAGGUGUGCAUAGAUUGCGCUGCACUGGUCGAGCAUAAGGUGCGACGAUGGGGGCACAGGUGCACCGCGGAGAGGACCGCGGACGCUAGCACCGAAGGUAACGUCCACUUGGCGUACGCUGGGAUUGCUCGUGAGCAAUCCCACCAUUCGGAAGAUAAGGCUUUCUGUUGUCCGUCUUCCGGCUCCGAGGAGGAGGAGGAAGAGGAAGACUGGUACGUACGGGAAGCGGGGGCGGAAGGUGCUGCCGAUUUGGGCCUGCCGCCUGCGGCGACGUCUCGCAGUGGGCUUGGCAAUGGGCAUGUGGGGAAGGUGGAGCGCACGAGGGAGGGGGAGCAGGCGGGUGAGAAGAUGGGUCAGGAAGCAGCAGCAGACCCAGGGGCGACAGCCGGGUUUGCCCUUGAGCUGUUCGUCCAGUCCUCCUUGGACGCAAGAUCGGCAUCUGCCCUCGUCGUUGGCCCGACGAGCCCUAUCCACGCCGUGACGGUCUGAGUGCCGUCUGCAAGGCCUAAACUGGAUUUUGAUUUUGCACACAGUCGGUCUUCCUAAACCGGAUUUUGAUUUUGCACCAGAUCUGAAGGAGAGAGAUCCGUCCAAGUGCUCGUCAGCUCUUUGAGAUAGAUUCUCGGCUGUUCGGCCCGUAGACGGUCGAAACUCAAUCUCUGAUAACGGGUUACGCGUGAGAUUCACAGUCUCUCUCUUCACCGUCCUAUCGCUCUCCCCGAUAGGCUAUAGCACAUCUGACCCGCUUUUGAGUCUUGAUUAUGUCAUGCCCUCGUCCUCCCGUAGUAGUCGUCGCGUCACCGUUGUAGCGUCGCGACUCGCGAAAAACCUCAAUCCGAGGUGCAUUAGCGAAUCCCUUAGGAAGUUAGGAUCACAACUCGGAUGUACAUUCAUCGUUUUYUUCCCACAACUUCGGAAGUAAAUUUCAGCCACUUCA
Messenger RNA from Chara braunii, 2140 nucleotides. The record is from the annotation of a GenBank genome assembly. Lineage: Eukaryota; Viridiplantae; Streptophyta; Charophyceae; Charales; Characeae.